Messenger RNA from Austrofundulus limnaeus, 281 nucleotides. RefSeq lists its product as uncharacterized. NCBI's taxonomy places the organism in Eukaryota, Metazoa, Chordata, Actinopteri, Cyprinodontiformes, Rivulidae. The record is from RefSeq and is a predicted model, not a curated record.
GGAUUGUGAUCUCUGAGAUGAUGCAAAAAAGUUCCUCUAUAGGCAAAAGGGGCACUACAGAAGUUGCCAAAAAGAUGGUGGCUAAAUAUCCCAAGUCUCUACAGGAUGUAAUAGAGGGAGAUGUGAUUGGACCAGGUUAUCACUCACUAGUGAAGCAGUUACAGAACAGACUGGAGAAUGUGAAACGAUCUACAACUCCUAAAAUAAGAAAACAAAAGCAUCGUUCUGAUGACUCUGACACAGAUGAGAUUCCUCCAGAACAGAAGGCUGCAGUUCAGGAC